AGUGACGCUUCAGGGGCUAGCUAAGCUCUGGGAGUGUUGAUAUUUUCGUCAGUCCGGCUGACUGGGGCCAAGUUGGAAGCCCGGAAGGGAGGCGAUUUAAAAACUGUCGUGCGCGGGGCAGGCCACGCUGUCCUGUUGCAGUGCCCUCGCCUGCGAGUCAGAGCUUCGGGGAGACAACAGCACAACUGGACCGAGAGGAAAGGCAAGGAACAAGGGUGCCGACUUUGACUGAAAUCUGAGACAGAGGGCAGGGGAGGGCGAUCGUUCGCUUCUGAUUGGCUCGUGGGCAUCAUCGAGGACCCACGCAACCGCUUCGAUUGGUUGGUGCCCUCAAUUGUUGUGGCGGCGGCGAAGAUUUUGCCCACGUACUUCCGAGCGAGAGGCGGGGCUGUGCCCCGGCGCGCCUGCGCAACGCCCCGGGCCCCACCCGGUAGUUCAAGAACCUGCGAGGGGGCGGGGCGAAGAGGUGCUUGUUUUGGUUCUGUUUCCUUUGAAGCCGAAGGCCGGAACGAGCGUAGCAAUAAACUUGCUGGACUUGGAGAGAAGGCUACGACAAGCUCGCCGCGGUGCCUUCAUCUUGGACUUCACAUCCGGGUUCACCGGCCGCGUGACCCGCGCGCCGCCGACGGUUCGAGAACCGGUGCCUCGAUCUCUUUAUCCGGGUCCCGGCGAUCCCGUCGUGCUUCGCGCACCACUGUAGCCCCCCUUAUCCGGGUCCUCUCCCGGCGUGCCCCGCGCCGAGUUUGGUGGGGGGUACUCGGCGGUGCCGCCAUGACUAUUCUCCCCAAAAAGAAACCACCGCCUCCUGACGCCGACCCCACCAACGAGCCGCCGCCGCCCGGGCCGCUGCCCCCGGCGCCUCGCCGCGGCGGGGGUGUAGGCGUGGGCGGCGGCGGCACGGGUGUGGGCGGCGGCGAUCGCGACCGUGACUCGGGCGUCGUGGGCGCCCGUCCUCGAGCCUCGCCACCGCCUCAGGGCCCGCUCCCGGGGCCACCGGGUGCCCUCCAUCGCUGGGCGCUGGCCGUGCCGCCUGGCGCCGUGGCAGGCCCCCGGCCACAGCAGGCCUCUCCUCCUCCUUGCGGGGGCCCCGGCGGUCCCGGCGGCGGUCCCGGUGACGCGUUGGGUGCCACAGCAACGGGCGUGGGCGUGGGCGCGGCGGGCGUGGUGGUGGGCGUGGGCAGUGCCGUGGGCGUGGGCGGCUGCUGCUCUGGGCCGGGUCACAGCAAGCGGCGGCGUCAAGCCCCUGGGGUUGGCGCGGUUGGCGGGGCAAGUCCUGAGCGUGAGGAAGUCGGCGCAGGUUACAACAGUGAGGAUGAGUAUGAAGCGGCUGCAGCGCGCAUCGAGGCCAUGGACCCCGCCACCGUCGAGCAGCAGGAGCACUGGUUUGAAAAGGCCCUGCGAGACAAGAAGGGCUUCAUCAUCAAGCAGAUGAAGGAGGACGGCGCCUGUCUCUUCCGGGCUGUAGCUGACCAGGUGUAUGGAGACCAGGACAUGCAUGAGGUUGUGCGAAAGCACUGCAUGGACUAUCUGAUGAAGAAUGCCGACUACUUCUCUAACUAUGUCACAGAGGACUUUACCACCUACAUCAACCGGAAGCGGAAAAACAACUGCCAUGGCAACCACAUUGAGAUGCAGGCCAUGGCAGAGAUGUACAACCGGCCCGUGGAGGUGUACCAAUACAGCACAGAACCCAUCAACACAUUCCACGGGAUCCAUCAAAAUGAGGAUGAACCCAUCCGUGUCAGCUACCAUCGGAAUAUCCACUACAAUUCAGUGGUGAAUCCUAACAAGGCCACCAUUGGCGUGGGACUGGGCCUGCCAUCAUUCAAACCGGGGUUUGCAGAGCAGUCCCUGAUGAAGAAUGCCAUAAAAACAUCGGAGGAGUCGUGGAUUGAACAGCAGAUGCUGGAAGACAAGAAGCGGGCCACAGACUGGGAGGCCACAAAUGAGGCCAUUGAGGAGCAGGUGGCUCGGGAGUCCUACCUGCAGUGGCUGAGGGAUCAGGAGAAACAGGCUCGCCAAGUCCGUGGCCCCAGCCAGCCCCGGAAAGCCAGCGCUACGUGCAGCUCUGCCACAGCAGCAGCCUCCAGUGGUCUGGAGGAGUGGACCAGCCGGUCCCCAAGGCAGCGGAGUUCAGCCUCGUCACCCGAGCACCCUGAGCUGCAUGCCGAGCUGGGCAUCAAGCCCCCUUCCCCAGGCACUGUCUUAGCUCUUGCCAAACCUCCUUCACCCUGUGCACCAGGUACAAGCAGCCAGUUCUCGACAGGGGCCGACCGGGCUACUUCUCCCCUCGUGUCCCUCUACCCUGCUCUGGAAUGCCGGGCCCUCAUUCAGCAGAUGUCCCCCUCUGCCUUUGCAGGCCUGAACGACUGGGAUGAUGAUGAGAUCCUAGCGUCGGUGCUGGCAGUGUCCCAACAGGAAUACCUAGACAGUAUGAAGAAAAACAAAGUGCACAGAGACCCACCCCCAGACAAGAGUUGAUGGAGACCCAGAGACUGGAGACCAUCUCCCAACCCCCACACUCCUGCCCUCUGGUGCCACCCCACCUUCUUUGGCUUUCUUCCCUCUUGCCUUCUUCCUUCUUCCCUCUCUCCCCUCCUUUCACUCCUCCCCACUUCCCUCUGGCUAGCCCACCCCUGCGCGCCCUCUCAUUGCUGCCACCACCAUCAUCACCUGUCUCUUCGCCAGCCGACGUGCCCUGUUGCCCCCUGCACAGCAACAUCCCUGCAUUCCACAGGGGACUCGGGCAAGGGUGCUGAAGGUAGGCGAGAGGCACACAGAGACAAACCAACUGGCAGCCAGGCAGCCCCUGAGGAGAGACAUUCAGACAGAGGAAAGUCUCCCUGUCCCCGAUUCCUUCCAAGAUCAGAAACUUGGUCACCCCACCACAUAUGAUGCCGGGGAGGUGGGAGGAAGAAGUGGGAAAAUCCCCUUCCCAGUACCCCAAGAAUGUCUGAGCCUUCAAUGUUGAACUUUUUCUUUAUUAAAAUGUACUUUUAUCUUAUAAAAUCAACCAAUCAAAAAGUGAUGUAGACAACAGCACUGGCUCUAUGAAAGUGGCAUCUCUCUGGUUUCGGGGCAGGCAGGCCACGGGGCACGAAGAUGUGAUUGAUGUCCCUGGCCUCCAGCUCUGUGGAGGUGGGCAGGGUCUAGUGUGAGCCAGGGUUGGGUGGGAGGGCAGGGGGGGCAGGUGUCAAGUGGGCUUUGGACAAUGAGACUCUGACCUUGCUGCAUUCCUUAUGCUUCCACCACCACCACCAGUCUUUUUGGAAUCUUGGGGUGGGGGGCACCUUUGAGGAUCAUGGCCGCCGCCCAGGAUUUGAGUGUGGGGGGUGGGAGCAGCCUUGGCAGAUGGGGCACCCAUGCCCUGCAGGUGUCAGCAAGAUCCGCCAUCUGUAAUGUCCUUGGCACAAUAAAACCAAAUGUCAGUUUCC
This is a messenger RNA of Balaenoptera acutorostrata (minke whale), 3434 nucleotides long. It is a transcript of the gene OTUD5, whose product is annotated as OTU deubiquitinase 5. The record is from RefSeq and is a predicted model, not a curated record. The transcript has 9 exons. Bases 772 to 2481 code for a protein of 569 amino acids. Gene Ontology annotation, biological process: protein deubiquitination. Gene Ontology annotation, molecular function: cysteine-type deubiquitinase activity; K63-linked deubiquitinase activity. Lineage: Eukaryota; Metazoa; Chordata; Mammalia; Artiodactyla; Balaenopteridae.